Suncus etruscus (white-toothed pygmy shrew) is the source of this 2744-nucleotide messenger RNA. RefSeq names its product Rho guanine nucleotide exchange factor 15 (gene ARHGEF15). The record is from RefSeq and is a predicted model, not a curated record. Gene Ontology annotation, biological process: activation of GTPase activity. Gene Ontology annotation, molecular function: guanyl-nucleotide exchange factor activity. Lineage: Eukaryota; Metazoa; Chordata; Mammalia; Eulipotyphla; Soricidae.
GACUCCAGCAGAAUACCCCACUCCUUUGAAGAGCUCAGAGGAAGAUGUCAGCUCAGUCUCUUCCCGCAGCAACACCCCCUACUCAGAAGCCCCCAAGGAUCAUCCGCCCCCGUCCUCCUUCUCGACCUAGGGCUCCCCAGUCCCCAGGGCCCUCCUACAAUGGCUCCUCUCCCCAAGAACCUCUCCUCACUUCCAAUGAGGCACCAACCCCAAUGUGCACCCCCAUUUUCUGGGAGCCCCCAGCCUCUUCUCUCAAGCCCCCUGCCCUCCUGCCCCCCUCAGCUUCUAAAACCAGCCUUGACUCUCAAGCUUCUCCAGAGACACCUCCUAGCACCCCAAGUCCAGUGUCCAGGCGUUCCAUUUCCCCAGAACUUACUUCCCUAUCUCCAGUCCCCCAACCCAAACCUGGGGGGUCACUCCCCACAACCCUGCCCAGAGUUCUGCCCCGGGAAGGGGGUUCUGCCUCAGCCCCAGGCACUGUGCGGAGACUGGCUGGCAAGUUUGAAUGGGGGGCAGAAGGCAAGGUCCAGUCUGGGGAUACCCUGGAGUCUGAGACUCAAGGGGCAGUGGAUGUGAACGGGCAGAAUAUGACUUCCCAGGGUACCCUCACUGGGAGUGGGGUUCAGGAGAACGGAGCUGCAGAUGCUGCCUUGGCUUGCCCUCCCUGCUGCCCCUGUGUCUGCCAUGUGACCCGGCCUGGCCUGGAGCUCCGAUGGGUGCCUAUGGGGGGCUAUGAAGAUGCUCUCAGGGUCCCCUGCCGGGCCUCCCCACUAAGAACCUCACGCUCUCGAGCAAACCCUCAGAGCGCCAAUCACCCCCCUGUCGUGCUCACUUCCUACCGCUCCACUGCUGAACGCAAACCCUUGCCACCCUUAAAGCCCCCCAAGCCAGUGCGAGUCAAACAGGAUGCCCCCCUUCCUGGGGAUGCCCCACCGUUAGACCUCGAGCUGCCCUCUGAAGAUGGAAACCAAGCAGGGGACAUUCCUGAUGAAGCUCCUCAAAGCACCCCUCCGGCCACCCUGGAGGCCAGGGACAAGGAAGUGCUGGAACUGCUGAAGGAUCAGAACUGGGAGUUGCCAUUACAGGAUGAACCCUUGUACCAGACCUACCGGGCAGCCGUGCUGUCAGAGGAGCUGUGGGGAGUGGGCGAAAAUGGGGCUCCUGCACCAUCAAAUCCUGGGGACGCUCCGGCCUUUUCACGCCUUCCUGGACCGAGGAACACACUCUGGCAGGAGCUUCCAGCUGUGAGGGCCAGCGGCCUCCUGGACACCCUCAGCCCCCAGGAGAGGCGCCUGCAGGAGAGCCUAUUUGAAGUGGUGACAUCCGAGGCCUCCUACCUGCGCUCCUUGCGUCUGCUGACAGACACCUUCGUGCUGAGCCAGGCCCUGAGGGACACUCUGACACCCCGGGACCAUCACACCCUCUUUUCCAACGUGCAAAGAGUGCAGGGGUGUCAAGUGAGGUUUCUGGGAACAUUGCUGUCCCGUGGUGCGGGCUUCCCACACAUCAGUGACCUAUGUGAUGUGGUGCAUACCCAUGCAGUGGGGCCUUUCUCCGUGUAUGUGGACUACGUCAGGAACCAGCAGUACCAGGAGGAGACCUAUAGUCGUCUCAUGGACACAAAUGUGCGUUUCUCUGCGGAACUGCGACGACUGCAGAGUCUCCCCAAAUGUGAGCGGCUCCCGCUGCCAUCUUUCCUGCUGCUUCCCUUUCAGAGGAUCACCAGACUUCGCAUGUUGCUGCAGAAUAUCCUGCAUCAGACCGAGGAGGGCUCCAGCCGCCAGGAGAAUGCCCAAAAGGCCUUGGCCGCUCUCAGCAAGAUCAUUGAGCGUUGCAGCGCUGAGGUGGGACGCAUGAAGCAGACAGAAGAACUGAUCCGGCUCACCCAGAGGCUGAGAUUUCACAAAGUCAAGGCCUUGCCUCUGGUCUCUUGGUCCCGGCGCCUGGAGUUGCAGGGGCAGCUGACUGAGUUAGGGUGCCGGAAAGGGGGUGUCCUCUUCAACUCGCGUCCACGCUUUACUCCCCUCUGCCUGCUCCUUUUUAGUGACCUGCUCCUCAUCACCCAGCCCAAGAGUGGGCAGCGGCUGCAGGUUCUGGACUAUGCCCAUCGCUCCCUGGUCCAGGCCCAGCAGGUUCCAGAUCCCUCUGGACCCCCUACUUUCCGCCUCUCUCUUCUCAGCAACCACCAGGGUCGCCCCACUCACCGACUUCUCCAAGCUUCAUCUCUUUCAGACAUGCAGCGCUGGCUGGGAGCUUUCCCCACUCCAGGUCCCCUUCCCUGCUCCCCAGAUACCAUCUAUGAGGACUGUGAAUGUUCCCAGGAACUUGGUUCAGAGCCUUCUGCACCGGUCAAGAAUGAAGCACAGAACCCGGAACCCAAGGCUCCCUUCAAGCCUUUGCACAAGAGCCCUGAAGGCUGGCUGAAGGGGCUUCCUGGGGCCUUCCCUGCCCAGUUGGUGUGUGAAGUUACAGGGGAACAAAAGAGGAGGAAGCACCUUCGAAAGCACCACAGGCUUCUGGAGGCAGUUGGGUCCUCUUCAGGCACCUCCACCACCCCACCACCCUAAUACAGCCUGUGGAGGGGCCACAGGUUGGGACAUUUGACAGCAGGUGACAUGGAGAGGACAAAACCCACCCAUCCUUUGGCGCUGCUGUUAGUGGAAACUACUAGCAACCUUAGGAAUAAACUUGGGGAUAGGGAAGCCAAAGAGAAGAGGGCAGAGACCACUUAGGAGGGAGAAUGA